AUGCUUUCAGCAUUCGCCGUCCUCAUGGUCGCCUUUCCUAUACUGGCAAUGUCAGACACAGUGUACACGUCCACAACAAUGAAAACGGAGGCCACAACAGUCACAGAUACAUAUGUUCAAGUUAUUGAGGGGUAUGGGAUGUAUUACAACAAAUUUCUCGGGUACCUUGCCGGAAGCAUCGUGGAUGUGAAUACCGUGGAGGGCCAGACUACCAUCGCCAACAGAAUCCCCCCUACGAUAACCGUAGGUCCUUCAACAUACAUACACAGCUCAAGCGGCACCAAACAAGACCCCCAGAAGUUCACUAUCGGUAUCGACUCAAGGGCCUGCAGGAUUUUUUCUUCAACCCAAAGAGCAUCAUGCGAGACCUAUGUGAGCUCCUGGUGGUCUGACCCUACAACGAUUAUGUCCAUGGAAAGAACGAGUACUACAAUUUUGGGACCUGCAGAUAUCACUUACCACCACUUAUCAAUUACGGCGGGUGCUGAGAAGCUUCCAUCACUGGUGACUACAACGCAGGCUCAGAAUAAGACUGCUGUCGCCACUUCCACUGCCUUGACCUCUACGACAACCGCUGCCCCUUCACCUAGCCCAACUCCAGAGACACAUUCCUCAAGAGCGUGGAUUGCUGGGCCGGUUGCUGGAGCCGUGGCUGGCUGCGGCCUGGUAGUAGUUGUGUUGUACUGGUGUCUGAGGCGGAAAAUCCAAGGAGAGCCAUCGGCUGAUGCUGGACCAAUAAUCCAGGAUCCUUCAGGGGAAAUCAAGAGACCCGGCAGCCCUGUUAAGUAUACGGCAGCGGAAACUCAAGGAACCCCUGUAUCCGAACUUCCGGCAGAUGAGCCUCCAUGCGUUCAACAUACUGCCUAA
Molecule: messenger RNA, 867 nt
Organism: Aspergillus neoniger CBS 115656
Lineage: Eukaryota; Fungi; Ascomycota; Eurotiomycetes; Eurotiales; Aspergillaceae
Exons: 2
Coding region: 1-867 (288 amino acids)
Source: RefSeq, a predicted model, not a curated record